UGCUUAUCACAAUUUCUACCGUUGAAGUUGAAGAGACCUUCGGCUCCAUUUAUUCUUAAGUCUGAGCACUGUCAGUAUCAAUUUUAUCUUCCAAAAACGCAGAAAAUCUGCGCUGGAAAACAACCUCAACUCCAAUUCUUCAUCUUCCUUCACUUUUGGCUUCCAUGCGGAGUACAUGGUAGCUGCUAAUAUGGCUAUAUUCAACUUUCUCCAACUUCUUUCUCUCGUUUUGAUAAUGGUGGGUGCACAGUUAUGCCUAGCAGAAUCAUCGCUUGUAGUUCAUUUUAGUCGUACUCCACCAACUCUGACCAGGUCCUCCAACGCCGUUUUCCAGUACUUGGUUAAGAGGUUGGAUGGUACCAAUGCUUGUAAGAGAAAUACUUGUUUAUUUUCCUGUGAGCUUGAUGGCAAGGCUUUUCCUUGCGGAGCUAAUGGCAUUGUGUUGAAGAACUUAACUAUAAAUGAUGAGCAUAACUUUCUUCUCAAUGUUACUACAAACAAGGGAGAAAGAAGUUCAUCAACUUACUCAUGGUUUAUAGACAGAAUAGCCCCAACAGCAAUCAUCUCUAGUGAACAGACAUAUACAAAUGCCAAGAGGGUAUCAGUUGAUAUCACAUUCAGCGAACCAUGCACUGGACUGGGCGGAUUUAAUUGUCUAAACUCAUCAAACUGUGAUGUCUCCGUAACUGGUCCUGCAUAUGUGCGUGCUUCUUCUCUGCAAAUGAUUAGACCAGGCACUCACUAUAGUCUUGAAGUGAUUCUCUCCUCAAAAAGUGCAUAUGGGCGUGCAGUAAUCCAAUUGGCAGAUAAUAUUUGUGCGGAUCAAGCUGGAAACAGGUUCAAUAGAACCAAUAGUUCUUCCUUGACCAUUCACUUCGAUAGAAGACCAGUUACAGUAGAUAUCUGGACUUCAGUUCCAUCAUAUGAGUUGGUAAUUAACAAAGUCCCAAGAACAGUGAUUGCAACUAGCAAAACAGAAGACCUGAUAAUUUUCUUGGACUUCAGCACUCCCUUAAGGAAUUCAACUAAGCAGAUUCUCAACACAUUACGAGUCAAUUCUGGUACCUUAGUUCCUUUCCACGUCAGACAAAAUGAGACCCGUCGUUUUGCUUUUAAACUCAAGAACAUCUCAGGAACUGAGAUCAUCACGGCUGAAUUACUAGCUUCUUCAAUAUUUGGCAGGACAGGCACUCCCGUCUCACCUGUUUCUCCUAUUACAUUCCUUUAUGAUUCAAUGAAACCUGGUGUUACACUACGGACCAGCUCACAAAGUGUGACAAAGGAAUCUCACAUCAACAUAAUUGUUGAGUUCACAAAGCCAGUCUUUGGCUUUGAGGCCACUAUGGUAGAAGUAAUGGGAGGAAGACUAAUCAGGUUAAAGGAACUAUCAAGAGCUCUAUACUCGUUGUCUGUCCAAGCAGUAACUCAAACGGUGGUGUCAGUUACCGUUCCUGCAGGGAAGGUAACUGAUAUUUCAGGAAACGAAAAUAUGGCAUCUAACCAAAUUGAAGUAAAGCAUUAUUCCAUUCCUGCAACGUCCAUUGCAUCACAUUCAUUUGUGAGCGCUGGGACAAUUGCUACGUCACUUGUGGCUGCUAUAUUUUCACUGUCCUCUGCAAAUCUAGAAGCAAUAAGCAUGCUUGCUUCAGGAGGUACAAAAUGUGCUGCUUCCAGUCCAUCAACGAAUCUACAUGGACUAAUAGGACACCUACAGAUCUUUGCCCUCUCGGGCUGGUUUUCGGUUAACCAACCUGUUGAAUAUUAUGAAACAACAAGAGGUCUCCGGUGGCUCAUACCACAUCACAAGCUUCCUUGGAAAGAUGUUGGUUCUUCAACCUCAGACAACAAAGGUUUUCCAGAGGAAGAAAAAUUUGUUAGUAUAACUGAUGACUGGUUUGUGGGGGCCAAGUCCCAUAACAGGGAUGGCCAUCAAGAUGACCUGAACACCUCUUCAUACGCUGAACAUGUAGCCGCACUUUCAAGUGAGAACAAUUCAAAACUUGGCUGGCUUCCCCGUCAGUACAACUUAAGCAUAAAAAGUACAUCCUUUGGUCAACCCCUCAGUUCUGCUGAAUAUUUUAGUUAUUUCUUGAGAGGAGAACCGAUGUCAGCGAGCAACGUCAUCAAGAAACUGGGGAAUUACAACGGGUGGCUGGACUUGGAGAAGAACUUGUUCUGGCUCGGAGUGGGAGGAGGCAGUUUAGUUUUAAUUCAUGUUUCCAUCGUAUUAUUCUUGAGAUGGAGGACCGGAAUAUCACCUCAAGGCAGCCUAUCAGUUCCUAGGUUUGAGCUCCUUCUUCUGAUUCUCAUGCUGCCAUGCAUUUCUCAGUCUUCAACGUUCGUAAUAAAAGGUGGCACAGCCCGGGGAAUUAUAACGGGGGCUUUAUUGUUAGCAAUUCCUGUAGCAUUCGUCCUGUCAGUAUCCCUCUUUCAUUUUAUUGCAAUUUUCUCUGGGAAUUUUGUCCAGUAUAAAGAAGUCAGACAAUUAGUAAACGAAGAAACAUGGAGCAGGAGGUUCUGGUUCUUCUUUACUGGCAGGUCAACAAAUGGAAAGUGGUUUUACGAGGAAGGACUGCCUUCAUCAUUCCUCCCAAGAUUUGGGAUUCUUUUCGACAAUUGUAAGGGUUGUCCGGUCCCUGUUUUUGUUGAUCAAGUUGAUUCAAACACCCACGUGAAGUGGGCUAAAAAAGGUCAAAGUGGGAUUGGAAGAAUGAAGGCAGUCAGCUCGGAUGGCAGCAAUAAAGAAAUCAAGACUCCAUUGUCCAAGAAGGUUUUGGGCCAGGCAAGGUCAUUUUAUAUCGUUCUUGAUCUAUUAAGAAGGGUUGCUUUGGGAAUCAUAUCUGUUGCCUACUCAUCAGAGAGAUCAAGUAAAAGUCUGCUUGCAUUGAUAAUCACAGCAGUACAGUUCAUUUAUCUUUUUACCUUCAAACCAUACAUAAGGAGGAGUGUCCAAGUAGCGGAAAGUGUUGCCCUCUUGUGUGAGGGAGGUGUGUUUGCCAUAUUCAUCUUUCAGAAUAACUCGAACCUGAUUGAAGCCAAGACAUGGGGAUUGGUUCUGUUGAUUCUUCUUCUGGCUUCUUUUAUUGCUCAGCUUAUCAACCAAUGGUAUACUAUGAUAACAUCACUGUCCAGAUUCUCACAGCCUCACAAGAAUUCUUUUAGGCAUGGAAUAAAGUUUGCUGCCAAAGGAGUUAUCUUGCCUUUCCUUCCCAAGCAUCAUUGGUGUAGAUUUAUACAUUCGUCUUCCCAACCAAAUGCAGAGAUACUUCCAGUAAAUCCUCUUCGUUCAGAAACAGAAUUCGAAAGAGGAAAUAGAACAGGAUAUAUGGAUCCAACCAGUGCCAUGACUGCUACUAUAGUCCCUGUGCUCAGUUCAGGUACACCAAGCCCCAAUCUUAUUGAAACAACAGAUCAGAGGCCAGAGAUAGAUAUCAAUGAACAUAUAGAAGUGGAAGGUAAAUGGCUAAAAGGACACAAGGCUGGGCCAAGAAAUGAGCUAAAGAUGUUAAGGGAGCUGGCAAAAGCUAGUUUUUCUGGGAAUUCCCGAGUUGAUGAAGCCAGUACCAGCUACAGCUGGAAGAAAUAACUCCCCAGUUAAGCAAAGAUGCAGAUCCUAACUCAAUUUUUUUCUUCCCGGAAAAAAUUUCAAUUUCCAAUUCUUCAAUUAUCUCUGUAUAUCUUCUCUUGUUUGUUGAUGAUCAAAUGACAGCUCUGAUCUAAUUUCGUGAGAAGCCAGUUGAACUAAAUUUAUCUAGUGCU
This is a messenger RNA of Neltuma alba, 3759 nucleotides long. RefSeq lists its product as uncharacterized. Bases 176 to 3586 code for a protein of 1136 amino acids. The transcript is spliced from 14 exons. Lineage: Eukaryota; Viridiplantae; Streptophyta; Magnoliopsida; Fabales; Fabaceae. The record is from RefSeq and is a predicted model, not a curated record.